Molecule: messenger RNA, 1402 nt
Organism: Camelus dromedarius (Arabian camel)
Lineage: Eukaryota; Metazoa; Chordata; Mammalia; Artiodactyla; Camelidae
Gene: PTHLH
Product: parathyroid hormone like hormone
Exons: 5
Coding region: 376-903 (175 amino acids)
Biological process (GO): bone mineralization
Cellular component (GO): extracellular region
Molecular function (GO): hormone activity
Source: RefSeq, a predicted model, not a curated record
UGGGAAGAACCCCUGCUUUCCCUUCGCUUCUCCGAAGCAGAGAGAUAGAUCCGCGGUAUAUGCAGGCUGAAGCGACACGGCUAGAGUCAUCCCAGAAUAUGUUUGCCUGCGAGCGUGUGAACAUUCCUCUGCUCGACUUUCCACUCGCCUCCAACCUGCGCCGCCCGGCCGGCAUGCCUCCCCGGCCGUGAAGCGGGGCCGCCGCCGCCCCUCCGCGCCGCUCUUAACCCGCCCUCGCUGCCACCUGGCCCUCCUGAUCGACGACACACGCACUUGAAACUUGUUCUCAGGGUGUGUGGAAUCAGCUUUCCGGAAGCAACCAGCCCACCAGAGGAGGCAGACAGACAGCUUAGGUCCCCAGAGCUAGAGGAUACGAUGCUGUGGAGGCUGGUUCAGCAGUGGAGCGUCGCGGUGUUCCUAUUGAGCUACUCGGUGCCCUCCUGCGGGCGCUCGGUGGAGGAGCUCGGCCGCCGACUCAAAAGAGCGGUGUCUGAACACCAGCUCCUCCAUGACAAGGGGAAAUCCAUCCAAGAUUUACGGCGACGAUUCUUCCUUCACCACCUGAUCGCAGAAAUCCACACAGCUGAAAUCAGAGCUACCUCGGAGGUUUCCCCCAACUCCAAGCCUGCUCCCAACACGAAGAACCACCCCGUCCGAUUUGGGUCUGACGAUGAGGGCAGAUACCUAACUCAGGAAACCAACAAGGUGGAGACGUACAAAGAGCAGCCACUGAAGACACCCGGCAAGAAAAAGAAAGGCAAGCCUGGAAAACGCAAGGAGCAGGAGAAGAAGAAGCGGAGAACUCGCUCGGCCUGGCUGACCUCGGGCGUGGCUGGGAGCGGGCUGGAGGGGGACCACGUGUCUGACAUCUCCGGGACAUCGCUGGAGCUCGAUUCACGGUAACCGGCUUCCAGGGCCCGUAGGAGGCAUUGAAAUUUACAGCAGAGACCUUCAGAGGACGUAUUGCAGGAUUCUGUAAUAGUGAACAUAUGGAAAGUAUUAGAAAUAUUUAUUGUCUGUAAAUACUGUAAAUGCAUUGGAAUAAAACUGUCUCCCCCAUUGCUCUAUGAAACUGCACAUUGGUCAUUGUGAAUAUUUUUUUUUUUGCCAAGGCUAAUCCAAUUAUUAUUAUCACAUUUACCAUAAUUUAUUUUGUCAACUGAUGUAUUUAUUUUGUAAAUGUAUCUUGGUGCUGCUGAAUUUCUAUAUUUUUUGUAACAUAAUGCACUUUAGAUAUACAUAUCAAGUAUGUUGAUAAAUGACACAAUAAAGUGUCUCUAUUUUGUGGUUGAUUUUAAUGAAUGCCUAAAUAUAAUUACCCAAACUGAUUUUCCUCUGUGCAUGUAAAAAUAGCAGUAUUUUAAAUUUGUAAAGAAUGUCUAAUAAAAUAUAAUCUAAAUUA